Molecule: messenger RNA, 1245 nt
Organism: Exophiala aquamarina CBS 119918
Lineage: Eukaryota; Fungi; Ascomycota; Eurotiomycetes; Chaetothyriales; Herpotrichiellaceae
Exons: 2
Coding region: 1-1245 (414 amino acids)
Biological process (GO): transmembrane transport
Cellular component (GO): membrane
Molecular function (GO): transmembrane transporter activity
Source: RefSeq, a predicted model, not a curated record
AUGGCAACCAUUCCGACCAGGGACCCUGAGAACAAGGUCCAUCUUGAGCCAGAUGCCGAAAAGGCAGAGGAAACUCAAAAUGAGUACGGGCAUGGACCUGAUAAGGCUGAUUCCAUCUCGCCUGCCGACGACGAUGCUCGCAUUAAAGCGCUGACGAGAAAGCUGUUGUUCAAGCUCGAUACAAGGACCAAUGUUGGAAAUGCCAAAAUUCUCGGUCUCGAGAAGAACAUUGGGGUGGACAAUGCCCAAUAUGCCAACGGCCUGGCCAUCUUCUUCGCUUUCUACAUCGCCGCAGAGCUGCCUUCCAAUCUGGUGUUAAAGAAGUUUCAGCCCAGGCUAUGGCUCGCCGUGUUGACAGCAGCUUGGGGGAUUGUCGGCAUGUGUUUGGGAUUCAUUCGCAAUUAUGCUUCGUUUCUUACAGUAAGGGCCUUGCUUGGUCUGACAGAAGGGGGCUUAUUGCCGGGUAUGGUACUUUUCCUCAGCUCGAUUUAUACUCGGGGGGAGAUGGCGCUUCGGAUUGGCCUGUUCUACACAAGUGCAUCCCUGGCAGGCGCAUUUGGUGGGCUCCUUGCACGUGGUCUCUCAUCCAUUGGCCCUGUGGGCUCGAUUGAUGAAGGAUGGAGAUGGAUCAUGAUAAUCGAAGGGAUUCUCACCUUCGUCGCUGGUGUCGCGGCGUACUUCCUCCUUCCAAACGACGUGGGAACUGCAUGGUUUCUAACUGCCGAAGAAAGAGAAUUUGCAAAGAAGAGACUCCGCAACGACACUUCGGCACACCUCCCAGACGGCCAUGAGUCUGAAGGAGUGGAGAAGUUCCGCUGGUCAGAAGUCAAGCGUGGAGUGCUCAACGUGCAAUUGUGGCUCAGCGCCACGGCGUAUUUCGCGAUUCUAUCUGGGCUCUAUUCAUUUGGACUCAUCUUGCCGACGAUCAUUAAUGGCUUGGGAUAUACCGCCAAUCAGGCGCAAUUAUGGUCGGUCAUCCCGUACGCCGUAGCAGCGGUGGUCACGGUCGCGGUGGCAUUCGCAUCAGACAGACUGAAGCUUCGAGGAACUGUCAUGCUUGCUGUUCUCCCGCUGGCCAUUAUCGGAUAUGCCGCGAUUGCCAAUGUCGACCAGCAUGACAAUCACACCAAAUAUGGGAUGACCUUCUUGAUGGCGACAGGCCUUUAUGCGAGUGUGCCUCCUGUGCUUGUGUGGAAUUCAAACAAUUCCGCCGGUCACUACAAGCGUGCAACCACCUCAGGCUAA